AAAGCCACUUGAUCUCAGAUUAUUGAUUUUUUAUUUUUUUUUAAAGAAAAAAGUCCAUAUUUGGUCUGGGACUUUCUCGUGGUGAUAAUGACACUUAAAAUGCAAGUCGGCUCCUUAAGCUUAUGGGAAACCCGUGAAGUCUGACAGCACUCUUGGGAUAGGUUUUAAUGUGUCAUGAAAGCGAUGUCUACAUGCUGAUCACUUAUGAUGUGUAAGCUGUCAGAUGGGGCACAGUCACUGAGUACAGGAAUGAACGCAAGCCUCCUCUGUGGACAGCUGCCACACAAAACGCCUCCUGAUCCAAACCAACUGGCAGGAUUUAAACUGCUAGAAAUCAUUAAAAAUGAUUCUGUUCAUACUGUGAAUUCACACAUGGAAUUUGUUUAGCCUGUAGUAACAUAGUACACAUAAAUGGGAAAAUUCCAGGUUGCAAUUGUGUUUGUACAAUAUGUUUUUCUCAAAGGAGAAUCAGUCAGACAUCUUGCUGGUUUGGAAAUUUAUUAAGAGAUAGACUUUGAAGUGCUGCCAAUGUCGGUGGCUGAAUGAGUAGGUGGUCUGGUACCCGACUGAUUUUCUGAGAGGCUUCUUUUAACCCCUAAGUGCCCUAGAAGGUCCCUGCCAUUGAUGAUCUAGGAGGUCUCCUACUUAGAAAUGAGUUCUGGUAAAGAUGGGUGAAGGGUGUGUACCAUGUAGGCAUGGGGUCUACAUUUCGGCAACAUGUUUUGUAAAAGCUCUUAUGAGCAGUUCCAUGGGCGUCUAACCAACCACAGACUAUAAAGGGGCCUUUCUACAGAGAGCAGUAAACUGUGAUUGGCUGCUGGUCGGGGACCAUUAAACUUGCAGGCGCUCAGGCAUCACAGUGGUGAAUAGAUGCCAGUGUGUAGCUGGUUGACUGCGCCGGGCUGUCGAGAGGAUGGUCCCCUCCUCGUCUAUAUCGCCAGUGCUGCUGCUGUUGGUUGUGCACAUCAUUCCCGUCUCCCCUGUCGGAGAUGAGAGGCCCCCGGGGAAAAAUAGGAAAAGGAUGCCUCCUGUCUUACACACAGAGGCCCCAGUGCUGGACCCCAUCAGGGAGGCUUACGCCUACUGCAACAUCCCCAAUCGCACAGAGCAAGGCUGGGAGGGCCACAGCCCAGCCGACUACGAGCUGCUGUCAGUCCAGGUGAUGAUUCGCCAUGGCGACCGGUACCCGCUCUACGCCAUUCCCAAAACCAAAAGGCCUGCCAUUGACUGCAUGCUGGUGCCCUACAGGAGCCCCUCCCACCCACUGCUGGCCACUUUUAUCAAUCACAUGUCUUGGGGAGGGCGUGGACGCUGGGACCCCAUGCUGAGUGCCCUGCCCCGCCUCCCCAGUCACAGCAUGUGUGAGAUGGGGGAGCUCACACAAACAGGCAUCGUGCAACACCUGCGAAACGGACAGCUCCUGCGUGACGCCUACAUGAAGCGGCACAAGCUGCUGCAGCCCGGCUGGACGGCGCGGCAACUGUACGUGGAGUCGACGGGCAAGAGCCGCACGCUGCAGAGCGGCCUGGCUCUGCUGUACGGCCUGCUACCGGACUUCGACUGGGCCGAGGUGGUGGUGCAGCAUCAGGCCAGUACACUCUUCUGCGGGGCUCACUGUGACUGUCCCGCCCGGAACCGCUACCUGGAAGAGGAGCAACGGCGACAAUAUCGACUCCGCGUGGCGGACACCCAGCUGGACCACAUGUACGCGGACAUGGCGCGGAUGGUGGGCGUGGCCCCGCGACAGCUGCGUGCCGCCAACCCUGUCGAUUCUCUAACGUGCCACCUUUGCCACGGCCUGAGCUUCCCAUGUACCGCGCAGGGCUGCCUAUCGCCACGGCAACUGGCCAUAAUCAAGCGGCAGCAGCUGGAGGAUGAGGAGGACCGCCGUCGCCAGGGGCUAUACCGCCGCUACGCGCUGCUGGCGGCGCACCCCUUCCUGAACCGCACGGCGGGACGCAUGCUGCACGCCGCAGAGGGCCGCGACGGUGGGGAGGCGCUGGCGGUCUUCUCGGCACAUGAUGUGACGCUGGUGCCGCUGCUGAGCGCGCUGGGGCUGGCCAAGGCCCGCUUCCCGCGUUUUGCCGCGCGCCUGGUAUUUGAGCUGUGGCGGAUCCCGCCGCAGCCCCGGCAGGAAGAUGGCAACUCAGAGCGCCAGCAGCUGUUUGUGCGCAUACUCUAUGAUGGCGAGGACGUCACCUUCCAAACCUCCUUCUGCUGGUCUCACGAGCGCCUCCCUGGCCAGCCCCUGUGCCCCUUUAACAGCUUCCUGUCGUUCGUUCGCAGGGAUAUGUUCAGGACCCUCAACGCCACCAGCUACCAGGAGGCCUGCCACAGGAGGCCUGUCUGAUGGGGGAUCGCCCGUCCCCAGAGUGUCCCAACCUGUUACUUCCUUUUCGUUAGAGUAGCAUUAGCUGUGACUCAUGCUCUAGUGCUACAAAAAAACCUUAAGUAAAACCAUGAUUCUUCCCUUCAAAAUAUAAUUUCAAACAUAUAAAGUGCAUUACUUUGUGCCUGUGUCUGUAUAAUACAUACACACAUAUACUGCGUAUGUAAAUGUCAUGCCAUUCUCAUGUUCAUUUACUUAGAUUAUAUUCAUAUAUGUCGUGUGUGUCACUAGCCACUUUGGAAUUUAAAAGGAAACUUCUCACUUUAAUAACUGAACAGGUGACUUGUUUAAGCGAGACUCAUUUCUGAGCAGACCUCGUGCCACUUAUCAAGCCAGAGUUCAGCACUACUGAGAUUAAUCAGUAACUCGCAUGCAGGGUGAACAGAGCCUGGUCUGCUAAAUUAACAGUUAAAGGUUUUUUGACAUCAUUCAUAGAUAAUCUGACUUCCAGUAGAUGAUACAUCGUAAAUACCAACAUGGUGCUGUUUUUCGAGAUCUUCCGAAGCUUCUGCCGCCUCUUGUGGAGGGAGUACUCAGAAGUGGUUUGGCAUUAAAAAGUUGUGUUUACUAACCUGGUCGGGUAAUUAAUGAGAUUUUAAAUAGUGGAAAACUGACCACCGUCCUUGGUGUUUUUUUUUUUUUUUUUUUUUUGCACAAGUUGCCAUGGAAGCAGGGUUUGUUUACUUCUUCAAACACUAAAGGAAGGUACAGAUGUUCCUCUACUGUAUAAAUGCAGAUAUUUUCUCAAGAUAUUUUCUAUAGCUGAAUUAGUUUUAAUACAUAUUUUAAAAAAAAAUCCAGUGUUGAACAUAAAGGUGUUUUACGAUAUUGAAAUUUGUAUGUGUCCAGUCUACAGAUGUUUAUUUUAGUGCCGUUAAUUCAUGAACAUUUCCCAAUAAAUAAAAGUUAUGAAGGUGCCCCUGAUAUUUCUGCUAUUUUUAUGGCUGUACUGUCUUUAUAAUCAUAGUAUGGUGUUUUGUAAACCACGUUAUUACGAUUUUAAAAUCUAUACAUCGAUGUAUUUUGUGUGUACAAGGGUUUGCUGAGAUGGAAAAAAGGUGUAAAAUUUCAUAAUGUAUACUUGAAUAAAUAUUUUUUUCCGUA
This is a messenger RNA of Brienomyrus brachyistius, 3493 nucleotides long. RefSeq names its product 2-phosphoxylose phosphatase 1 (gene pxylp1). Bases 914 to 2350 code for a protein of 478 amino acids. Lineage: Eukaryota; Metazoa; Chordata; Actinopteri; Osteoglossiformes; Mormyridae. Gene Ontology annotation, cellular component: Golgi apparatus. Gene Ontology annotation, biological process: glycosaminoglycan biosynthetic process; dephosphorylation; chondroitin sulfate proteoglycan biosynthetic process. The record is from RefSeq and is a predicted model, not a curated record. Gene Ontology annotation, molecular function: phosphatase activity. The transcript is spliced from 5 exons.